Molecule: messenger RNA, 1242 nt
Organism: Closterium sp. NIES-67
Lineage: Eukaryota; Viridiplantae; Streptophyta; Zygnematophyceae; Desmidiales; Closteriaceae
Source: the annotation of a GenBank genome assembly
AGUCAGUGUCAGGCGCACGUCAAUAUCAGCACCCGUGCGAGUGCCAUAGCGGCGCAUUCGUAACAUGACGCGGACGCGUUUCACCGUUUGGCGUCGGUCGAACAGAAGCGAGUGAUCGCUGCUGCUGCUGGAGCUCCUUUCGCUGCUGGCUUGCGUUUUCUUCCGUCUGACGCUAACGGACCGACAGACGGGGACGGCUGACGGACUUGACAGAGACCGUUCGCUGACUAGCAAUGGUGAUGGCACGUCGGCAGGAGUGGGUGCGAGAGCGCGUGGUGCGAUCUCGCAGUAUCGCGCUCAUCGUGUCCGUCCCUGUAGUGCUCGUCGCAUUCAUCUUCUUCAUAUUCGUCCUCGCUCCCGCCUCCGAUAACGACGAUGCCGGAACGGACCGCUCCCGUAACGGAAUCGGCGCGCAUAGUAGAUCCUCCGCACAUGGCGGGCUUUCAGGCCAUGCGGCAUUGUCAGGCGGCGGAGUGAGCAUCGGUGGGAGAUCGAAGCACGCGAUCAAGAUGGUGGUUGGGAGCGGAAAUGGCGGUGCGGAGGGGGAGGGGGAUCGGUAUGCGGUUGUGAUUGAUGCGGGGAAGGCCGAGAGCAGCAGCGUCCACGUGUACAGAUUCGAUUCGCGGAUUGAGUUGGGGGGGAUUCAGGGGAAUUUUGAGGUGGUGGAAUCAGUGAAACCCGGUCUGGCCUCAUACCACGAUGAUCCCAAGGCAGCGGCGGACAGCGUGCGGCCGUUGAUGAAGAAGGCAUUGAAAGCAGUGCCCGAGCUGACCAGACCAGUCACGCCCAUUCUUGUCCGGGCCAGUGCAACACUCAGACAGCUCCCCGGCGACAUGGCGUAUCAAAUCCUGCGAGAGAUCCGCCUGAUGCUGACGGAGUUCCCCUUCCCUUACAGCCAUGAUGACGUCAGCACGCUGGAAGGUGGUGACGAGGGCUGCUUCGCCUGGACAGCAGUGAACUUUCUCCUGGGAAAUUUUGGAGACCGCCUGGGGAACCACCUGGGGUCAACAGUGGCAGUGGUGGACCUGGGAGAUACCAGCGCCCAGGUGGCAUAUGCUGUCCCUGCUGAUGUGGCGGAUAAGGCUCCAGCUGGACACGUGAGGAGGCUGAGUGUGAUGGGGACGACCUACCACGUUCGUGUGCACAGCCUGCAAGGCUAUGGUCUCAUGGCGGGGAGAGCAGCGGUGCUACGAGCAUCAAACGACACCCAGGGCCAUCCAUGCAUGCACAUGGGCUUUAAGG